Molecule: messenger RNA, 711 nt
Organism: Ficedula albicollis (Collared flycatcher)
Lineage: Eukaryota; Metazoa; Chordata; Aves; Passeriformes; Muscicapidae
Gene: NPVF
Product: neuropeptide VF precursor
Exons: 3
Coding region: 1-711 (236 amino acids)
Biological process (GO): negative regulation of gonadotropin secretion; neuropeptide signaling pathway
Molecular function (GO): signaling receptor binding
Source: RefSeq, a predicted model, not a curated record
AUGAAAGUAAUUUCAACCAAUAAGUUUAUUCUGUUUGCUUUAGCUACAGUGGUCUUCCUCACACCAAACAGCAUGUGCCUAAAUGAAGCAAUGAAGUCCAGGCUGCAGAGCAGAGAGGACAGUGAUGAUAAAUAUUACAAGAUUAAAGAAAAUAUUUUGGAAGAAAAGCAGCGGAGUCUCGAUUUUGAUGAAAUGGAAGACUGGGGAUCAAAAGAUGUCGUUAAAAUGAACCCUUUUCCAGGAAGCAAGAUGCCAAAUUCAGUUGCUAAUUUGCCUCUUAGAUUUGGAAGAAAUUAUCCAGAAGAAAGAAGCAUUAAACCAUUUGCUAAUUUGCCCCUGAGAUUUGGAAGAGCUUUUGGAGAGAACAUACCUAAUCAUGCUCCAAAGGUAUCACACAGGCUUGGGAGAUCUCCACUUGUUAAAGGUUCCAGUCAAUCACUUUUAAAUUUGCCACAGAGAUUUGGGAAGUCACUGGCUGUCAAUCUGCCUCAAGACAUUCAGGAAUCUGACCCAGACUGUCCAGUGCGGGUCCCCUGCGGGCUCACAGGUCCUGCUGCAGACCCUCUCCAGUGCAGCCUUCCUACAUGGGGCACAGCCUCCUCCUGGCAUGGGGUCCCCCAUGGGGUGCAGGGGGACAGCCUGCCUCAUCUGGGUCUGCAGGAUGCAGGGGGAUCUCUGCUCCAAAACCUGGAGCACUUCCUAUUUGGAUGA